Messenger RNA from Gregarina niphandrodes, 507 nucleotides. RefSeq names its product putative transmembrane protein. The transcript has a single exon. Bases 1 to 507 code for a protein of 168 amino acids. The record is from RefSeq and is a predicted model, not a curated record. NCBI's taxonomy places the organism in Eukaryota, Apicomplexa, Conoidasida, Eugregarinorida, Gregarinidae.
AUGUCGGAAGGAGAGCAGCAGGCACAAGAGCGUCGCCAGGUCGGAGACACUCCUUUGUUGAUAACGGAGGAUGAGUUGGACGCUAUGCACCGCCGGAGUGUACGCGGCGGAACGCUGAGUGGUCGGGUUCGAGCGUAUAUUAUGCAGAAGACUUCGGGCCUCCCUAUUUUGCAGGAGCAUUUGCUGAUCGUACUGGACGCUGUGACUCGAGCAUCUCGGAGCUGGAUUUGUUGGGCCGUUGUGGCUGUGCUGGUUGUGCUCACAGUUCAAAAUGCUUUGGUGCAAAUGUCUGUGGAGAGAGAGCAUAUGCGAAGACCAAUCGCCUUCAAACGGUCAAUGGGAGGAGGUGACGACUAUUCGUUCGACCUGGAACAGGAUAUCGGCGACGCCUACAGAGAAUGGAAGUUGUUGCAAGAACAAUUCCCGAACAAGUUCGGCAAUUUCAGUAAGGCUGGACCCGCGGAGAUCCCUUCCCACUAUGUCAGACGCCCGCUACCGCGGUGGUGA